ACGAACAUGGUACCAGCAAACUGCUGCGGAAUUCAUUAACGGUACGGAAUGCUUUCAAGUCAGCAGAGAUCUAGAGAGAUCAGAAACGACCGUGUUCAUCAACCUGCACGCGUCCAUCCACCACUCAGAAACAAACCGAGCAAGCUACCGUCCGAGAGCUAGCUAGCUCGCAACAAUGGAGGGAGGAGCUGUGGUGAGCGCGGCAGCGGGAGCCCUGCAACCCGUCGUGGGGAAGUUGGGCGCGCUGCUUGGCGAGGACCACAAGCGUUUCGAGCCGAUGCGCGGCGAUAUCGACUCUCUCACUCAUGAGCUCGACGCCAUCACGGCCUUCCUCAUCGAGAGAUCCAAGGUUGAGGAUCCUGACGCGCAGGACAGGCUCUGGAUGAAGGAUGUGCGGGAGCUAUCCUACGACAUCGAAGGCAGCCUCGACGAGUUCUUGCUGCGUGCCACCGACAGGUCUGCCGAGCCGGACGGCUUCAUGGAGAAGGUCAGGAGCUUGGUGGAGAGGACCAAGAGUCGCCAUCGGGUAGCCAGGGAGAUUGGGGAUCUGAAGAAGAAAGCCAUCGAGGCGGCCGAAAGGAACCAAAGCAGCUACAGGGCCGGUGACCAGCCCGUGGUCAGUGCCACUGCCACCAAUGCAUCGAUCGAUCCAAGGGCGCUUGCAAUGUUGGAGGAUGCGACUAAGCUUGCUGGCAUCGAUGGGCCGAAUGGCGAGCUCAUCAGAUUGCUGGAAGAAUAUCAGACUGGACAUGGCUCGGUCCAUCAGCAAGCUAGAGUGGUCUCAAUUGUUGGAUCUGGAGGGAUCGGGAAAACAGCUCUGGCGCACCAGGUGUACCAAGCGCAUAAUGGUGGAUUCCUGCAUCGGGCGUUCUUAUCGGUAUCAAGGAAUCCGGACAUCAAGGGAAUUUUGAGAAGUGUUCUGUAUCAAGUGGUGAGCCCAAAAGAUUACGAAGCCGUGGUUAAGGGGGAUCAUGUUAUUAGAGAGGCUGGGGCGGAUCAACUUAUCACAAAGAUCAGGGAAUACCUCACAGACAAAAGAUACUUUUUUGUGCUCGAUGAUACAUGGGACUUGAAAACAUGGAACGCCAUUAAGGAUAUCUUCCCCAUGACCAGCUGCGGCAGUAAAAUCAUCAGCACUACUUGUAUAAUCGAUGUGGCUCAGGAAUGUUGUCGAUCAUCCACUAAUGGACAUAUAUACAAUAUAAGGCCUCUUAGUAUGGAGCACUCAGCACAAUUAUUCUACAGAAGAUUAUUCAACCCUGAAGAGAAAUGCCCUUCACAGCUCGAAGAAAUUUCUAGCCAAAUCUUGGAGAAAUGUGCUGGCUUACCGUUAGCGAUUAUGGCUAUAUCUGGCUUGCUGUCCAGCAAGGAAAAAACAAAGGAGCAGUGGGAUCAAGUGAAAAAUUCGAUUGGCCGUGGACUUGAAAGAAAUUCUAGUGUUGAAGUAAUAUCAGAGAUACUGUCCCUCAGUUACUUUGAUUUUCCUCCCCAUCUUAAAACUUGCCUACUGUACCUGAGUAUAUUUCCAAAAGACUAUACCAUUGGGAAGGAGGAUUUGAUAAGGAGAUGGAUUGCUGAGAGGUUCGUCCAUGAACAGAACGGAAUUGCAGCAUACGAUUUAGGCGAGAGAUGUUUUAACGAUCUCAUCAAUAGGAGCUUGAUCCAACCAGGAGGGAAAGACAAGUUUGGUGAGGUGAAUAGCUGCCGAGUUCAUGACACGGUGCUUGAUUUCAUUGUAUCCAUGGCUAUUGAAGAGAACUUUGUUACUUUAAUAGGAGUACCCGGUAUAAAUCCUAUUGGUGGAAACAAGGUCCGUCGGUUGUCUAUCCAGAAUGAUGGUCAAAUCCCAUCAGGGCUAAUUUUAUCUAGCGUCAGGUCACUUAAUGUUUUCGGAGAUGUAGGCAAUUUGUUGCACCUCAGAUAUCUGAAGCUCAACCAUGCACAUGCUGUUACAAAGCUUCCACAAGAAACAGCAGAGCUACAACACUUGAGGGCACUUGAAGUACAUGGGCACAACAAAAUAAUGGAAAUUCCAACGGCCAUUUAUCAGGUUGAACGAUUGGAAUGUCUGGUAACUCUAGUUACAGACGAUUAUACUAUAUUGCCUGAUGAAAUUGUAGACGUGAAAGCACUGAGAGUGUUGGAAGGUGUUAAUGUGUAUAUUCAUUCGGUUGGCUUCAUUAAGCGGCUUGGCGAACUAACAAAUCUGAGGAAGCUGGGCAUGCUAUUCGUCAACAGUGAUGCUGAUGAAGAAUGGGAGGAGAAAUAUGGAGAGAUUGUCUCUUCGAUCUAUAAGCUUACCCAAGCAAACCUUGAUUCUCUGCAUAUUCAUACCGUAAAUGAGCCGCCAGAGUUGCUGGACAAUCUAAGCAAAGAACACCCUGAGCCACUUGGCCUUCGGGAACUUGUCAUUGAGGGGGAUGACGUCUCAGGCCUUGCAGCGUGGUGGGGUUUACUUAUGAACCUCCAGAAGUUACUCUUCUGUGCGUAUGAAAGAGUUAGCGAUGAAGAUGUGGAGACCCUUAGAAGCCUAUCCGAUCUGAAGUACCUCUGCAUCCAUCUCUGGGAUGCACCCGACGAUCCUGAAGUGAAGGCUCCGCUGGAGAGAGCAAUGAAGGCCCAUCCCAACCGUCCCAAAUUGGUAUGGAUAGAUGAGUACUAGAUCUCAGGUACCAAUUCUUCCUUGCACAGACUUCUUGGCUCAGAAUACCUGUUACUUCUUUCUUCCGUUUUCGCACAAAGAUACCUGUUCAAUCGCUGUUUCCCGGCACCAGGAUCAGGUGCAGCGGUAACUUGUACUGCAGGUCUGCAACUUAAGCAGUAGGUCCAUCUGAGCCACUCAACGGGGCUGGCAACGUCUUGCAUGAGAGCCCCUGUUUCCUAACCUUUUUCUCUUUAUUUUUGCAACCAGCUGUUAAUUUGGAGGGGAAAAACAAAGAGCAAAGUAGGCUUGAUGAACGCAAGAUACAGCGUGGGUUUACAGUAUGGUUCGCACCAGGUGGUGUUGAAAUCUAGGGCUGCAGCAGGGCAUAUUACUGGAGCUCAUCCUCAGGCUUAUGAACUCCCAACUCUAGUUGGUUGCAUUUGUGAACAAGAACAAUAAUGCUCCCAGAGGUGCUACCAGGUCUUUAUCCACAUUUUGCACUCAAGAACGGGAUUUCCUGAUGGUGUCGAUUUUUCCGUAUCAUUGUUCUUCCAGAGUCCAGAAGUGUGUUUCCAAAACUUUAUCUGUGUUGCUUGGCUACUUGGUUGAAGUGCCAGUUGCGUAAUUUUAUUAUUUGAGUGUGCUGUUGUUUAGAACUUGAUACUGAAAAUUUGUAUUGUUUUUCUUCUGGCCCCUAAUGAAAUAAGCUAACAAAACCUUGGCAUACUCAA
Panicum virgatum (switchgrass) is the source of this 3375-nucleotide messenger RNA. RefSeq names its product disease resistance protein RGA5-like. NCBI's taxonomy places the organism in Eukaryota, Viridiplantae, Streptophyta, Magnoliopsida, Poales, Poaceae. Gene Ontology annotation, biological process: defense response to other organism. The transcript is spliced from 4 exons. The record is from RefSeq and is a predicted model, not a curated record. Gene Ontology annotation, molecular function: ADP binding. Bases 176 to 2662 code for a protein of 828 amino acids.